This is a messenger RNA of Trichoplusia ni (cabbage looper), 1379 nucleotides long. RefSeq lists its product as uncharacterized. The transcript has a single exon. Bases 108 to 836 code for a protein of 242 amino acids. NCBI's taxonomy places the organism in Eukaryota, Metazoa, Arthropoda, Insecta, Lepidoptera, Noctuidae. The record is from RefSeq and is a predicted model, not a curated record.
UUUACCAAGAAAUUAUAUUUCACAAGGGUAACUAUUUGUAGUAACAUCAUUAACACACUUCAAAUGUCACAUUCAUGUUGAUUUGAUAGAAAUAUACAACACAACACAUGUCGCGGCUUUUGUGGAGUGUAAGUAAAUUAGUGAAUGACCCAUCCACAGCACUUUUUAAUGAAAUACGACAGCGCAUAUUUAGGAAAAAUGAGGAUGGCACUUCUAUCGAGGGAGAAAGCCCGGAUUUGGCGAUAGCAAAUAACGAUUUCAAUAUGCUUCAAUUGCUUGAUAGAACCUUGCCUUCGACGUCCCACAAAUUUCGAGAAGAGGAAAAUGAACCACGUAGCAGACACGUACAAGUUGGAAGCGGUACUCUGCACCAUCGGCAAGUGUCAAUCCAAUGCCGGAGAUCUGUACAUGGAAUGUUACAUAAGUCUACGAGCAUCCAACAGAUACGUCGGUCAGACCGUGGCACGGGUGGUUCGCGAACAGUCAUAAAAAUAGAUGCAUCUACUAUGCCUAAAAAACUAAAAGUGUGCAAGCAACAUCUCGAAGUAAUUUCUGCUCUUCAAAAUUGGCCAACCGAGGAAAAAAGCAAAUCGGAAAUUGAAAUAAAGGUUAGCAAAAUAGAACAAAUAAAAUCCGCGUUGUAUCGGUUCGUGCAUUCGCUGAAAAUAGAGAAAAUACAAUGCAUACCUCCAUACCGGUCCCCAGAAAAAGAAGAAAUAAAAUUAUACAGAUGUCCUAGCAUCAGUUUAGAGAGUCAAAAGAAGACACGUCGAAGAAGAAGUAGAACACGAAAAUUAGAUAAACCAACUACUUUGAAAGGUGUUGCGCAAACGUAACGCGAUAUAGUAUUAUACUAAGAAGCAACAAUAACGGGGGGUCGUAAUUAAAUUUCCCGAUGUCGCGUGACAAUUACGCCGCUCAGCGCAAGUGAACAUGUUACUUGAAGAAACAAGCGCCCAUUUAUUAAUUAAAAUGAUACUGUUAUCACAAUUGUUCCCACCACAGCAAAUGUAAUAAAACUAUUUUAAUUAAACAAGGUAAUAUUAACGUCUUGCCUAUCGUAUUUGCUUUUCGAGUCUCCGAAAUAUGUAAUCAGCUUGUUAUUAUAGGAUAAAGGGUUCUGCAAUAUCAAUGAUAAUAGGCCUUAAGUGAUGUAGGACGAGAUGAGGAUCGUUUAAUAGAUAUAAUCUCGAUAUUACACAUUUGAUUAAAUUAUACCCGGGAUAAUAAUUCUGUUUCAAUUUUUCUACAGUCGACUCAACAAUGCUAGAAUUGGUUAUCAACAAAUUUCCGAACGUUGGUAAACGGAACGGUAACAAUAUACUAGUAUGCAAAUAAAACAAAUACAUAUUAAUAUUCUAGACCCAAUAUCAUGCACC